CCUCCCCUGUGCGCGCGCGGAGCUUCGUUUGACCAACUCUUUCAGAUUGGACCACUUUGCUCCAGCGCACUUUUUUACCACACACCGCAUUCGGGUAGCGAGCAGCAGCAAGUUGCGAGGAGCUGUACUGCACUGUGUGAUCGCGAGCCAAGUUCAGGGUGGAGGAGGAGGAAGGAGACGAGACGAGAAGUGUUCAAGGACCUGUUUCCAGAGUUCCCCAGCAGCGAUGGAGACCCGGGUCACGUUUCGCUCCAAAUGGCAGAGUGCGGUGCGUUGUUUGUCAAUUUUGAUGAUAGUGUGUAUUUUGCCAGCCGUAAAACCAGAGAUAACAUGCAGAUCAUGUCAGUUUGGGAAUACAUUGCGCGCACGUAAAUUAAUCGUCGCCAUGCAGACCAGUGAACUCGCAACAGGGUCCGCGGGCGAAGUUUCUGGACACGGAAAUGGGUUGAAAAGAUUCGAUCCGACAGGCGCCAAUACGCGGGCGAUGAAUGCUGCACCCAUGCCGGCUGGACAUGGUGGUCAGGUCAGAGGAUACUUUAUUAACUCGAGGAAGAAGCGGAAUGUCCAAAGCCCAGUGUCCACGGAGGAGACAACUCUGCGCAACGCAAAAGUUUCGAGUGUCACCAUGGAUGGGGGACAGACGGACCUCGGGGUGAAAUCAACUCGUACCGAUUCAACAAAUCAAAGGAACCAGCCAAGUUUUGAAACGAGUGAUGAAAAAGUGACAUCUCCUCCGUCAAACCACGACCAAACGAAGAUCCUGCUGGAGGAGGAGGAGGAGGCUGCGCCAAUUGGACGCAGAGUUGCGCGGUCUGAACUGCGCUGGAACGGAGAGGACAGGAGAAGCGCUGGUUCGAGGCAAGAAGAGCUCAAAGUGACCAGCUCAACCUUCGCCUUGACCGGGGAUUCGUCUCACAACCAGGCGAUGGUGCACUGGUCCGGGCAUAAUAGCAGCGUGAUUCUGAUGCUAACCAAGUUGUUUGACUUCAACCUGAACAGCGUGACGGAGAGUUCAUUGUGGAGGUCCACCGACUAUGGGGCCACUUACCAGAAGCUCAACGACAAAGUGGGGCCCAAGACCAUCCUCAGCUACUUGUACGUCAGCCCCAACAACAAGCGCAAGGUAAUCCUCACUGUCUAA
This is a messenger RNA of Gadus macrocephalus (Pacific cod), 1141 nucleotides long. RefSeq names its product VPS10 domain-containing receptor SorCS3-like. Gene Ontology annotation, cellular component: Golgi apparatus. The transcript has 3 exons. Gene Ontology annotation, biological process: post-Golgi vesicle-mediated transport. The coding region runs from base 227 to 1141 and encodes 304 amino acids. NCBI's taxonomy places the organism in Eukaryota, Metazoa, Chordata, Actinopteri, Gadiformes, Gadidae. The record is from RefSeq and is a predicted model, not a curated record.